ACAUGCGGCUCAUACCAGAUCUCCAUAAGCGAGGCGCCAAGGAUCACGAGUGAACAUGGGGAUCAGGUCCAGAAAUGUUGCUAACGGUUCAGAGGAGCAGAGGGACAAAAAGACAUCAGCCCUGCCCGUGGACUUGGACCAAGAGGCUGGGGUGGACAAAGAUGGAGCUCUCUUGUUGGUGGCUCCGGGUCGGGAAGAUUUCAAAAGGAGCACACAGGGUUUUGGACUGUUGGCCAAGACACCCCUGGGGUACACGCGACCCGUUAAGCGGAAUAACAUCAGGAAGCGGAGAAUUCAAACCCUUAUUUAUGAUGCUCUGGAGAGACCGAGAGGAUGGGCGCUACUGUACCACGCGUUUGUAUUUUUGAUUGUGCUGGGAUGUUUGAUAUUGGCCAUACUAACAACUUUCAAAGAACACGAAAAGGCCUCCGGCCAUUGGCUUGUUAUAUUGGAAACAUCCACCAUAUUUGUCUUCGGAACAGAGUUUGGGUUGAGAAUAUGGUCGGCAGGCUGUUGCUCCAGAUACAAAGGAUGGAGGGGGCGGCUCAAAUUUGCCCGCAAGCCAUUAUGUAUUUUAGAUAUUUUUGUGCUGAUUGCCUCGGUUCCGGUGGUUGCUGUACGUAACCAAGGCAAUGUGCUUGCCACGUCCCUGCGCAGUCUGCGCUUCCUGCAGAUUCUGCGCAUGCUCCGCAUGGACCGCCGUGGAGGCACCUGGAAACUACUGGGCUCCGCCAUCUAUGCACACAGUAAGGAGCUGAUCACCGCUUGGUACAUUGGCUUCCUGUCCCUCAUUCUGGCCUCCUUCCUGGUGUACCUGGUGGAGAAGGAUGAUGUCACCAUGGAGGUGUCGGAUACUGAUAGCCCCACCACUAAGCCCGAACCCCAGGACUUUGACACGUAUGCCGACGCUCUGUGGUGGGGCCUGAUCACAUUGACCACCAUUGGUUAUGGGGACAAAACCCCAAAGACGUGGGCUGGGAGACUGUUAGCUGGCACUUUUGCUCUCAUUGGAGUGUCCUUCUUCGCUUUGCCUGCAGGCAUCUUGGGCUCAGGCUUAGCUUUGAAGGUCCAGGAGCAGCACAGACAGAAGCACUUUGAGAAGCGUAGGCAUCCAGCUGCUGGGCUUAUUCAGUCUGCCUGGCGAUACUAUGCCACCAAUCCAAUCAGAGAGGACCUCAUUUCUACAUGGAGAUUCUACGAAACAGUCAUCUCAUUACCCUGUUUCAGGCAAUGUUGCAUUCAUGUUGUCAACCCAACAUGGACAGUCUUUGUUCCCACAGAUGCUGGAGCCCUGCAGGACCCUGAAGAGAGGGGCUUUCCUGCAGACAUCCUCCUGGAGGAGAUGAUCCCCACGCUAAAGCUGGUCAUCAGGGCAGUCAGGAUCAUGAAGUUCCUCUUGAACAAGAAGAAGUUUAAGGAGACAUUGAGACCUUAUGAUGUCAAGGAUGUGAUCGAGCAGUACUCUGCCGGCCACCUAGACAUGCUCUGUAGAAUCAAAUACCUCCAGACAAGAAUAGACAUGAUCCUCGCCCCUGGUGCCCCUCUGACCCCGAAACAUAAGAAGAGUCAAAACAAACAGAACCCAUUUGCCUUUCCAACUCAACAGUCACCAAGGCAUGAGUCCUAUCUAGCCAAAGCAUCCAUUCCAGAUGCUGACCAAGACCAAAGCAUGAUGGGUAGAUUUGUCAGAGUGGAGAGACAGGUGGAGGACAUGGAGAAGAAGCUGGACUUUCUGGUGGACAUGCACAUCCAGCACACUGAGCACCUGCAGGUGGACUCGGCUGGCGCCGCCCACAUGACCACGGAGCCCCUUGACCAUGUGACAGGCAACACAGGCUCUGACGGCAAGGAGGGCUGUGGCUACACUGAGAUCCGCCAGGUCUUCUUCAACUACACCGAGACAUGCCCCCAAAUGUCCUACCAGGUGCCUGUGAGCAAAGUGACGCCUUACUACAGCUGCCGCAGGGAGCCCAGUGCUGCAGCUGGAGGGGCGGAAGGAGUUGGAGGACUGGGGCUGCCUGGGGGUGGCUACAUCCCCCCUGACCCAGUCCCACCUGGCCACCACCUAGCCCCGAUCCCUACCUUCACAGAGCGGCCCAACGUACUCCCCAUCAGCUCACUCCUGGACCCCCAGGUGGCUGGACGGGAUGGAGGGCAUGGGCCACAAAGUCCCUACACGGAGCACCUCACGCUGGGGCUGGGCAGGACCAUGGGGCAGAGAGCGGUGACGGACACUUCGCCGCUAUCUAUGCUUUCUGUGAACCACGAGGAGCUGGAGCGCUCACCCAGUGGGUUCAGUAUAUCGGGGGAGCGCGAGGAUAGGGAGGACCCCGCGCUGGGGACAGCAGGGGGGUCGGGAAGGUUGCAGGACAGCCGUUACCUGGCAGAGGGGGAGACAGACACCGACACGGAACCCUUCACGCCCAGCGGGGGUGGGGGGCAACUCCCCAUGUCAUCCACAGGAGAGGGCUUCCCUGAUUCUGUAUGGAACACACCGCCCUGAAUCGCUCACCAUUUUUAUUCCUUAAUCUUACACCUCCUCACCAACCCUUAUUUAGUUUGAGUCAAAUCGACAACCUUAAGCCCCUAAGCCCAUGCCUCUAAAAGCCAGUCGUCUUUGGGUUAAACGGACAUCAAUGAACUCAACGCCAUGUGCGAGUUCAAUCGGCACAUGUCAAUUAUUUUGGGUGAAAUCCAUGUCUCUACACCUAAGUCAGUUUGGAUAGACUUUAUCCCCAUAGACCCCAAUUCAAUCCAGAUUUAAUUGACACUGAAACCUGACUCAUUUUGGUUUACACCCUACACAUAUUGUGUGACCCAAUGGCCCAGAGAAAGCCACGGUCUCAAGACUGCGUACACACACAAAAGAAAAGACACCGUUUGUAUAGUUAACAGACUUUGUACAGUACAGCGCACUCAUCACAACAUACAUAAAGCUAAGAUGAAAAAGUAUAUAGCAUUAAUAUAAAUAUAUACGUCAAACCUUUAUCGCUGCAAAGCAAACCGCACUGCAUGUACCGCAUGCAUUCUUUUUGUCGUAGAGCCUGCAAUGUUCAGGUUUCAGGAAAAAGAAAACAGUUUUGAAUGGUACUUAUAAAUACUGUCAUUUUUUGUAAUACUUAUUUUUUUAUAUAAAUACAUUUAAUUUUUUUGCAUGGUUUGCAUGAUGAUGCACCAUUUACAGACAGUUGACCUGAAUAUUUUUAACAAAAGUCUCCUGUCUCAUUCUUUAGUACAGUACAUGUGUUGCUUACUAAUGUCUGUGUGAGUUGGGAAAAGAAUGACAAGCCAGAGACAAAAGACUUCUGCUUCCUUUUUGUCAAUAGACAAUAUAGGGAUGCCCCUUCUUCUUUCAUGCUGUGCAGUUUUUGAAAGGUUGUUUUAGUUCCUAUCAGAAAUACAUUCAAACAUAAAAUCAGUCAUUAAUUCACUACUAUCCUUAAAUGAGAGAGAACUCUUCCUCUUUGACACACCACAUAUUUAUUUGGCAUACAGUAGUUUUUGCAUCUUUAAAAAACGUGUAAUGACACAUUCAGGACAACUCAAGUAAGUUCUGUGAUGAGGCAUGGUAAGAACCAAUUCUUGCAUUAUAAGUUACAGAUCUGAUAAGUUACAGAUCAUUUGGCAGAUAGGCUUAAAGUGAAUUUGCACAUGCCAUGUCUAGAUUAGAAUAAACGGUUAUCUAGCAAGAUUGCAUCACAAAUUCUGAUUCCAUAAUUUAAAAAAAUCAUAAUAACAUUGUAUGUACUUAUAAACUUAUGACAAAUCACUAUAUAAAUAGUACAAUAUCUGAAAACAGCUAGAAUAAUACCAUAAAUAUAUAAUCUACAUAGUAUGUAAAAUGAGAAAACAGUGACAAUAUCAUUACAUUUUCACAGAAUGUAAUGAAAAGUGUAGCAUGAUGUAGGUCAACUUUAACGAUAAGUGAAACAAUUGUGUAAUGUCUUAUUAUAUUACUGAGAGCAGAUUGGCAAAUAAAUCACAGUGAUGUGAAUCACUUGAAGAAAUAUGAACAAAAGUGAAAAAAAUGUCCCCCUCACAAAUGUAACAUUGAAGUUUUUAGUGUUUUUCCAAAAUGGUUUAUUUUCUUUUUGGUUAAAAAUGGAAAAUGUAGUUUAUUUGUAGAUGUUAAUCCAGUGGGUAAAACUGUUUGCAAUUACGUCAUUAUGCUGUCUUUUAUGACGCCCUAGUCCGAGGAAGUUUUGCUAACGUCUUUUUAACAACCAGAGAAGUGUAAUCUGGCCAGAUAACAAAAAUGUAUUGGAAUGAAACAAAAUGGCAUUAUCUGGUUGUAAUCUAGUUAUAUGACAUCUUCUCGACCAGACAUACAGCAUCCAGACAGUCUUUAAGACUUGCCAAAUUUUAGACUCAAAUGUUUAUUUAUCUACAUGUUUAUAUUUUACAAUACAGAUUGAAUUGAUAGAACAGAUUAAAGACAUAAAUACAAAAUUAAAAUAAUUGUUCAUUUUAAACAAUGUUUUAAGUGAGAAGUAGACAUUGGUCUGACGCCGAAAAAGAAAGGAAAUUCACAUGACCACCACAAUGCCUACUCCAUCCAUGCUCUACCAAGGUUUUUCAGCUAACAGCUUUGACCUACUACAGUAGCUAUGUUGGUCUAUUGUACUUCAAACAAUGUGCAUGCAGUUUGCUUAGGAUUCAAACCUUCUCAAACAGCCUACUGUAAUUCAUAGUCUUAUAAUUGGUGCUCCCACUAUAAGGUGAUUUGUACCACAUUCAACUUAAAAUAUUGGCAGUGCUAUUGUAACCUUUAAUUUGGCCUCUGCCAAAAGAUCAGCCUUUAUGCCACAGGUGAUGUGCUUGCAUAACUGCAAGGGUUGCUGGUUUAAAUCCUGUUCUGCUGCCUGUAGCCCUUUAACACCCUAAGGUCGAUGUCUGCGCCCCUGCGGAAAUCUAAUUAGUGUUAAUAAAAUCCACAUAGAAAUCUGUCCAGUUUGAGCUGGAUAUAUCUAUGUAACACUUCCACAUUUGUGGUGAAAGGUGACAGAGCAGUGUUUGUCAGACCAUGAAACAUUUCUGUUGUUGUUUUGCUCUAGGACGCCCACAGGCCUCACAAGACUCGUCUGAAGGUCCCCUGGUACCAGUUGAAAAAAUAAAUGGAAGUAUAUAUGGAGACUGUUUAGUGACAAAAAUAAGGGGUUAAAUACAUGUAAAAAAAAAAAAAAAAAAAAAAAUCUGAUCUUUCUUAUAUGUGACCGACUGGCUCAAAUCGGUCUUAAUUAGCAACAUUUGAAAUUGUUGUUUUUUUUACAUUGGAGAAGAGUAAAGACUACAACAUGGUAUAUCAUACACUCCAUUUUUGAGGAACAAUGGGAAAGUAAUUAUGCUUUGAAAGUUGAUAAACUUGUAAACUCACUUUUGAGAAAAUGGCCUUUGAAUGUUUUGGUACCUAGAGUGAAGAGCUAAUCUUUGUCUACACCCAUUCAGCAUUGUUCACACCCUCUUAAGCUUUAGCCCCACCCAUCUCGUUUCGCUCUCUUAAGUGCACACUUGACGCUCUGGCCAAUGAUUUGUUUACCUCUGGAUAACAUGAAAACAGCCUAACCAGCACUGCUGGCAACAAUUUCAUUACACUUUUUUUGCUGACGUUUACUGACACCGGCUAUACUCAAUUGGUGUUGUGCGUUCGUAAAUUCAUCGGUUAUUCGGCGCUCUGGCGUACUCAGACUGAAUUUACGAACGUUUGCUAGUUAAACACAAUAAACAUAGUGCCAAAUCAUGUCGUUACUACCCUGCAUGAAACAGCUGGGACCUAACCAACCAGGUUCGAUGUUAGCUAGCUAACAUUAGGCUCUAACUAACCAAGCAAACGGCUCUGGGAUACGAAUAAUAACAUCGUACAUGUAACUUUAGCUAGGGAGCCAGCCAGCUAAAGUUAGCUAGCUAGCUAACAGUACACUUUAGCUUAAGACAUAUAGUUAGCUAGCUAGGUAAACAAUGAACCUAGCUAGGCAAACAACAUGUAAGAUCAUACACAUCACGUAACGUUAGCUAGCGAGCCAGCAAGCUAACGUAAGCUAAGUAAACAACAGUUAACAUAAGGCCAGCUCAUGACGUUACUACGCCUCGCCUUGCUGGUAGUGGUAACUAACCAACCAGAUUCAAUGUAAGCUAGCUAACAUCAGGAUCUAACUAUCCAAGCAAACAGCUAUGGGAUACGAAUAAUAACAUCAUACACGUAACAUUAGCUAGGGAGCCAGCCAGCUAACAUCAGCUAACAGUACACUUUAGCUUGAAAUUAAACCACUUCCUGUCAACAUUUGAAACGUGUAAUAUCUGAAAAUACAGCUAGCUAGACUAUCUUACAUCAUCAGGCAUGAUGGUGUCUCCCUGUCACGGAUGCCAUCCCACGGUUGCCCUUAGUUUGAAGAUGUAAUCCGGAGACGGGUGUUUUCUCCAUCUCUUUAGCUAUCAUACUGUAAUUCCACUGAUUUCAAAACUCGAUCCUCCAGAAAGUGGAGAUCAACACUUAUGCAGCUCCACUACACGAUACAUUUUUUUUAAAGCAGAGUUUGACAGGAUUACCAGCACAGACUGACCAGCUCAAUAGACAGAAGCCCUCUAUAUGUCAGACCAAUCUGAACUCCUCUCUCGGCAUGUCCAGCCCAUUCAUUAUCUCAGCCAAUCAUGGCUAGCAGGAAGGUUGCUGUUUUUUUCUGUGGCUUAACCAACCAGGCUCAUAAUUUAACAAUCGUAUUUGUAUUUACAGAUGGCAUACAAGUUUGUUGUUAAGGCACAUGAAAGUUCACGUUUCAGAAGGCAUUUUGAUUUAAAAAAAGUUUACAUUCAAAUGGCUCUCCUGUGAAGUAGUGACCCGCGACAUACACCUAGUUUCCUGAAACGAGUCACAUAUCUCUCAGAUAUGAUAGACACUACACUUGUUUUUUGGGACUCUGUUGUUCCAUACAGUUUGUGUUAUUCAAUGCGUUCG
This is a messenger RNA of Oncorhynchus nerka (sockeye salmon), 6949 nucleotides long. RefSeq names its product potassium voltage-gated channel, KQT-like subfamily, member 3 (gene kcnq3). The record is from RefSeq and is a predicted model, not a curated record. Gene Ontology annotation, biological process: potassium ion transmembrane transport. Gene Ontology annotation, molecular function: voltage-gated potassium channel activity. Bases 56 to 2503 code for a protein of 815 amino acids. The transcript has 14 exons. NCBI's taxonomy places the organism in Eukaryota, Metazoa, Chordata, Actinopteri, Salmoniformes, Salmonidae. Gene Ontology annotation, cellular component: membrane; voltage-gated potassium channel complex.